Cydia strobilella is the source of this 1411-nucleotide messenger RNA. RefSeq names its product RNA-binding protein 48. Gene Ontology annotation, cellular component: nucleoplasm. NCBI's taxonomy places the organism in Eukaryota, Metazoa, Arthropoda, Insecta, Lepidoptera, Tortricidae. The coding region runs from base 71 to 940 and encodes 289 amino acids. The record is from RefSeq and is a predicted model, not a curated record. Gene Ontology annotation, molecular function: RNA binding. The transcript is spliced from 2 exons.
CAUCAUGAGCAUGUAAAUAGAAAACAGUAAAAAAAUAUUUUUAUUUCGUUUUUUGACUGGUUAUUGCGAAAUGUUGGAAGAUAAUGCUGAUGAUAAAAUUAUUCUGCCUCACCAUGAGCAACAGGAGCUGUGUACUACGCGGCUGCCAUACCGCCAAGGCCGAAAACUCACUGCUGUUAAGGUUUAUACGAUCAACAGCGAAUCUAACCACCUCCUUAUAUUCGGGAUCCCGUCGCUCAAUCUGCGACAAGAAGCUAAAGCCCUUUUCCAGAAAUUUGGCAGGUUAAAAUCAUUUAAUUUGGCAAAGGAUUACAAAAGUGAACAGUUUACUGAGACCUACCAUGCUGUUUUCGAGAAAAUACAAUCAGCCAGAGUCGCUAAGAGAAUGUUAGAUACUAAAAACUUCUAUGGAGGCUCACUGCAUGUAACCUAUGCUCCGGAAUUAGAAGAUUUAGAUGAAACAAGAAUAAAAUUAUUGCAAAGAAAACAUGAUGUUUUAACUCGGCUGAGAAAUUUGCAGAAUGAACAAGAUACAAUUGUCAAAAAAGUUGAAAUUGAGCCAGAAGUUGAACAAAUUGUGCCUAAACUAAAUAUGGGUGAAACUAAUGUGAUUUCUCAAGAUGGUUCUGUUAGAAAACGAAAACUUAUAAAACAUGUAGAAGAGAAAAGAUUUAAACCAUGUUUUAUAACUAAUGAAGUUAAAUCGAAAGAAGUAGAUGUAAAUAAAAGUGCUACUAAUUUUGUAGAUAGACUUCCAUUAGUAACUGUAGAAAAGCCUCAUAGAUUAGAUACAACAGAUAACAUAGAAAUAGUAGAUUGUACUUCCACAGAUAUAGAAACUAUUACAAAUGUGAAUGAACAUGAUAACAUGAAAGAUGGUGUUAAAAUUUAUAAAAUACCAGAAAAGCCUUUAAAUAAAAUAAAAUUUAAUGUAAAUUAAAAGAGUUAGUUUUAAGUAAUGGUUUUAUUUCAACUGGGCUUAAAGUUAAACACUAAUGUAGUAACAAAAAACAAUAAAAACAUUGUAUAAAUAAAUUAUCUAAAAACCGGUCAAAGAGAAUAUAUAGGAUAGAGGGGUACUGUCAUAGUAAGUUUUGUAGUUACAGUAAAUGUACUGCCAUCUAUCGACACAUUCGUUUUGCGGAAAAAUCGCCCGAACUACAAUUCAAUACUAUCGACACAUGAAUUAAGCUAAAAAUAAAAAAAUAACAAAAAAUUUAUAUACAUGGAUCUGUUUUUUUUAUUUGUAUUUAUUAUUUUUAUAUGAUCUGGACCCAUGUUCUUUCACUGAUAUGUGUUAAAAUUGUUAAAUACAAACAAAACCGUCAACGCCAUCUUAACGAGAAUAGGCCAAAGGUUGGUAUUGGUGGAAGCGUCAUCUGUGCGAGAAUAAAAUUUUCUUGAUUUCCGA